This is a messenger RNA of Hibiscus syriacus, 1640 nucleotides long. Its product is annotated as actin-7. The transcript is spliced from 5 exons. Lineage: Eukaryota; Viridiplantae; Streptophyta; Magnoliopsida; Malvales; Malvaceae. The record is from RefSeq and is a predicted model, not a curated record. Gene Ontology annotation, cellular component: plasmodesma; plasma membrane; cytosol. Gene Ontology annotation, biological process: cell division. The coding region runs from base 129 to 1262 and encodes 377 amino acids.
AAUAACCCUUUCCUUCCUCUUCUUCUCUCCAAUUUCCUCUACUGAAAGUGACCAACAAUCGAAGCGUCGCCGGUCUUCCACUCUUUCUCGAACUUCUCCUUCGCUCUUUCCUUAUUCAGUAGUGAAAGAUGGCAGAUGGUGAGGAUAUUCAACCCCUCGUCUGUGACAAUGGAACUGGAAUGGUGAAGGCUGGUUUUGCUGGUGAUGAUGCCCCAAGGGCAGUCUUUCCCAGUAUUGUUGGUCGACCCCGACACACUGGUGUCAUGGUUGGGAUGGGUCAGAAGGAUGCUUAUGUAGGAGAUGAAGCACAAUCUAAAAGAGGCAUCCUUACUUUAAAAUAUCCAAUUGAGCAUGGUAUUGUCAGCAAUUGGGAUGAUAUGGAAAAGAUCUGGCAUCAUACAUUCUAUAAUGAGCUUCGUGUUGCUCCUGAGGAGCAUCCUGUGCUUCUAACAGAGGCACCUCUCAACCCCAAGGCCAACAGAGAAAAGAUGACCCAAAUCAUGUUUGAGACCUUCAAUGUACCUGCAAUGUAUGUUGCCAUCCAGGCUGUUCUUUCUUUGUAUGCCAGUGGUCGUACAACAGGUAUUGUGCUGGAUUCUGGUGAUGGCGUCUCUCACACUGUACCCAUUUAUGAAGGUUAUGCCCUACCGCAUGCCAUCCUUCGUCUAGACCUUGCUGGUCGUGAUCUUACUGAUUCUUUGAUGAAGAUUCUUACUGAGAGAGGUUACAUGUUCACCACCACUGCUGAACGGGAAAUUGUCCGUGACAUGAAGGAGAAGCUAGCUUAUGUUGCCCUGGACUAUGAGCAGGAACUGGAGACUGCCAAGAGCAGCUCUUCUGUUGAGAAGAACUAUGAAUUACCUGAUGGACAAGUCAUUACUAUAGGAGCUGAGAGAUUCCGUUGUCCAGAAGUCCUCUUCCAGCCAUCACUCAUUGGGAUGGAAGCUGCUGGAAUCCAUGAAACUACCUACAACUCUAUCAUGAAGUGUGAUGUUGAUAUCAGGAAGGAUCUUUAUGGCAACAUCGUGCUCAGUGGUGGAUCAACCAUGUUCCCUGGUAUCGCAGACCGUAUGAGCAAGGAGAUCACUGCCCUUGCACCAAGCAGCAUGAAGAUUAAGGUUGUUGCACCACCAGAGAGAAAGUACAGUGUCUGGAUCGGAGGAUCUAUUUUGGCAUCCCUCAGCACCUUCCAACAGAUGUGGAUUUCCAAGGGCGAGUAUGAUGAAUCUGGUCCAUCUAUUGUCCACAGGAAGUGCUUCUAAGUGCUUCGAUGGUAAGCAGGGAUUAUUGAAGGAUGGUGUACUUUGAGCUUAUGUAUUAUUUAAGUUGCACUUUUUAUAAGUUUAAACCUCUGGUGCCACUGCGGGUGUCAUCGUCAAUACGGGGAUUGUGGUAUGGAUAUGGUGGUGGUGGGCAGACAAUUGGUGAUUUUCCAUGCAUCUCUCAACCAUAUUGUUUCUUAAUAGGAUGUUUGUGGUCGGAGAGUGACUAUGAUGCUUGUUUCUUCUUAUAUUUUGUUUAGUUUUCAAAUUCAAUGUUUUCCCCAUUAAUGGGGUGAGGUUUGGGUUAGGCUAAGAGAUUGCUGGGCGCGAACAUUAAUGUUAAUAGCUAUUUGUACUGUUACGAGAAAUUCUAAGUUA